GACAGGCUGCAGCAGUGGGCACUGGGCAGCAGCGGUGACUAGACAAGCGCUUUAUCGACACAACAAGAGCACAGGUGCCGAAUAACCCAGCAAAAUGCUAUUUUAAACCAUCGCACGUCUCAUCCCGAAGCCAGAGAUGUGAUGAGGAGUAUGAGUCCAAUGUUACAUUAGUCUCAGCGUGACAUGCUGGCCUGUCUGCCGGUAUCAGACCCCUCCCACCAGCUUCUCUCUCACACGCAGAUGAACACUGGACUUCAGAAAUGGGACACUACACAGAGGAUGAGAUCAGCACACUAUCCUACCCCAGCGGAAUUGGAUGCCUAUGCUAAAAAAGUUGCCAACAACCCACUGACUAUAAAAAUCUUCCCGAAUAGCGUUAAAGUACCUCAGAGGAAGCAUAUCCGCCGCACCGUGAACGGUCUCGACACCUCCAGCCAGCGCUACAGCCCCUACCCGCCUCAGGUCAACACACGGACGGGCCUCUUGGCCAUCGUCAAAGUCCCCGUAAAAGGGAUCCUCAAGGACAUUGAAGGCGGCCGAGCCCGUUUUCUCCCCAAGCUCAUCAUGAACCCGCACGGUGGGCUUUACGCUAAUCCCAGCACUUUAAAUGUUCCUCACACUGUACCACACCUUCAGACUCUGCCUCAGUCGCAGGCGGCUUUAGGACAAAAGAACCUCGGUCACUCUCAGGCCUUGCAGGUCCACUCGCAAUCCCUGCAGCAGAAGACUAGUUUACAACCGCAGCAGAGCCUGGCCCAUCAGGAGGUUCUGCAUCAGAGCCAAGCUCACCACGCCCUCAACCACCAACAGACUCUUAUGCAGCAGCAACAGCAGUUGCCAGGCCCACAGGGACUCAGACAUCUGCCUGAUAUGGCCCAGUCCAUAACCCUGCAGCACUCCCAGGGUUUCUCUCAAUCCCAAACGAUGCCGCAGGCCACUUGCGCAGGCCCCCCGGCACCUGGCGUUUUGCAGCCACCCCUGGCAGGCCUACAGAUCCCACGCAAGCUGCCCGAUGCAGACGCCCCUCCCAAUGUGACUGUGUCUACCUCAACCAUUCCGCUGUCCAUGGCUGCCAGCCUGCACCAGAACCGCCCCAGUGACCUGAGCAGCAUCGUCAAUCAGAUCAACCAGUUCUGCCAGGCUCGGGCCGGCAUGGGCUCUACCUCCGUGUGCGAAGGACAAAUCGCCAACCCCAGCCCCAUUAGCCGCAACCAGCUCAUCAACGCGAGCUCCCGGGUGUGCACCCAUAACCCCGUAGUGGGCCCUUUGCCUUCUUGCAUUCUCGGUAACUCCGACAAUGCCGGUCCUGCCCCUGCUUUACCACUGCCUGACAUUGGUGUGUUAAAUAGGAUGCAAGUCUACCAUAAUGACAUGAAGCAGCAGCCACACUUACAGCAACGCCAACAGGGCCCUUGGGGUCAGCAUCAGCUGGUGCACCUUCAGAACCUUACAGAGGGAGGUCACCAGGCCAAGAACCUGACCAGAGAGGGCUUGGUAGGGCCCGGGUUUAUCACUAAGAGCAUGAGUUACCCACAGGACGUGUGUAUAGGUCAACCUUACAACUUGAAGCCUCCUUCCGACAAGCCAACGCCAUCUCCUCCGGUCAAUGGAAUGCCGGGGGCCUUGAGUUACAGCAACGGUCAUUACAUUCAGCCUCCUUGGAACAGCAUCUUGCCCACGCCAAACAGUGACAGCUCAGGGUCUCAAGACCUGGCAGGGCCUUUUCACGGGGGCCUGUCAGGGGCCUCAAUAGACUGCACCCCCGGAGCACAGUACAGGACCGGGGCGUCCACCUCUGGUCAGACGAACCUGAUGCAGGGAAUGGAGUACAUGGGAGGAGAUUUCCAGCCACCCUGUUUCCGACCGCAGAAUCCAGGCACAAUGGCAAAGAUGCACAGAGCCUCAGUAAGCAGGGCCACAGAUUCAGGUGAUGGUAGAAACGUGCACAUUCACCACCCAGGGUACAGAUGAGCUGCGGCCAGCUCAUAUUAGUCCUGAGUCAGUGUUAGUCAGAUAUGACACAGCCCCCUCCUAUCUUUCCAUCUUGUUUUGUUCUCAGUCCUGCAAGUGAUCUACUGAAUGUUUCCUGUACGAUGAUUACCACAAAGCUGAAUCCGUAUAACCAUGUGCCACUUUGCAUCCUUCUUUGUUUUUGUUUAUUUUUUAGUUCACUAGUUUAGAUUGGUUAAAUAACUAGCUGUUGGAAAAUGUAGGCUUGUAUUUAUUUAAUUUUUUUCUCUUCAGAAAACAGCCAUAAUAGCAUCGGUUUGUGAGAUCGACACUGUUUAUAUCCAGUCCUGUCUGCUCUGUAUUAUAUGAACGGAAAGAUGUAUCACGCGGCACGCGUUUUAUUUAGCUCGCUUUUUGGUUACGCAUCUACAAAAUGUCUAUCAAGCAGAGAAGCCAUUCUCUCCAAAUGUCAUCUGUGUGUAGUUUAGGCCUACUUGAGAUUUGAAGUACUAACUCUUAACACGUUGACUUUAUUUACUGAAGAUGUUAAUGGGGUGCCAUGAUACUGAAAUAUUUCGUCUUUCUAACAGCUUACAUGUACAAUGUAUAGAGGUUGAUUUGAUUAUUUCCUUUCCUCUCAAUGUUUACAUAAUGUGCUUUUGUAACUAGUUCCGAGUCGAUAUGAAAGUGCAAACUGAUACUGGGAUAUGCACAUAUGACAAGACUGUUUCUUUUUCAGACUGUUGAACACGAAUCAGGUUAAAGUCUUAUAGAUUGAAUCGUCACACUGUGGCGUCUCAUGCCACAUACUGUAUAACGUCGAUCCUCCCUCAGAGUGUCAUCUAACGCUCCAUCCUUCAUUUUCGGUUAUUUGUUUUUCAAUAUCCUAUUAGGGUUCGGUUUAAACUGAGAAGGCUGUAGACUGAAAUUGCUUCGGGACUUGCACUGCGCCCUAACUGCGUAGCUUAGAGUUUUAUGUCCUCUCAAUUUAAUUGUUACUACUUGAAUUUCAUUGGAAGGUUUUUGUAAAGAUGGUGCUGGCAGGUUUCUACUCACUACUCGUCUUACGGCGGACCAACGUUUAACGGAUGACCCAAAUCUUCAUUUGUUUGUCAUUAAAGGAUGUCCUUGACCAUAAUUAGAUGAUGGAGGUGUUGGCGUAAGCGCAAUAUAAGCGAGCACCACGAGGGAGCCUGUGGCUUCACUGCUGUGCUACUGUAACUGAGAGGUGCGAUUAGCCCGUGUGAUUGGCUCCCUGCUUUUGCUCCAUCAUUAACACCAUACUGCUCUUCCCCGGCGGGAUCACUUCCAUCUCUGUCACACGCUGUUGUCUGUCAACUGAACCCUGCUGAUGCAUUUUCCACCCACCGCAGGCUCUCCGUGUGUCAUGUUUGUCCUUAUAUAAAAUAGCUGAAAUUCAGCGCCAAUGACAGUGUAGGUCUCUUUAACAAUGGGGAAGUAUCCUAAACAAAGUGUUUUUAUAAGCAAUAGUUUAUUUAAAUGGUCCUCAUGUCGUUCCAAACCUAUAUGCUGCGUUUCAAUGAAAGCUUAUAGUGACUUUGUUGAAGAUUAAUUCAUGGUAAAUGUUGUGCUUAUAAGCUCACAUCUAGCACAAUUUUUGCAUCCUAAACUAUCCUUUUAAAAGUAUAGUUUCACGAUUAGUUAACACAUACGUAAAAUAAAAACAGUGCUGAUUUAGAGACUAUAUUGUGCAUAACUUAAACUGGAAGUGAAUAUUAACACUAAUGUUUCCUGCAAAAAACUAAUAUGGAUUUAAUUGCUUUAGGAGAAGGAAGUUUUUCGCUGAAAAAAAUAACAGCAUAUGGAUUGGUUACAACAUGAGGGCAAGUAAAAAUAACAGGAUUUGUUUUUGUUGUCGUUUUAACCAUUCUUUAAGUUCGCAUAAACCCUUUGUAGUGUUUUUCUUUGUUGUUUCACUCCAAUUGAUUUGUGCGUCCUCCAUUGUUUACCUUCCAUGAAGAGUAUCUCUCUUUCUCAGGUCUACCUGUGCCUCUUUUACUCAAACCUUCACAUACGUCUCUCUACCUUUAUCAGGCAAAGCAUGCGUACUGUCAGAUUUGGUGUAGUGGGUGGAGCAACUGCAGAAGAGCAAAAGGGCGGAGCUGUGACGCCCGGUAUCGUAACCUUCCUCUUUGCCCCUCAAAAGCCUUAAAUAUUUGUUCCUUGAACUGUCCUUGGCAGUAGGCAUGGUUUAGAAUAUAAAUUAAUGAUAUUUAGCUACAUUUGUUUUUGUGAAACUGUAAAUUGGGAGAUCAAACUCUCGAAAGGAGGUUUUUUGUAUUUAGCAAUUUAUUGUAUGUGUAGUACUGGGCUGUAACAAUAGUCGCAUUCAGACCGUGUCACAUUAUAUUCUCCAAAUUUGCAUCUCAGUUUACCUUUGCAGCAAAACAUAUUCUUCAAGUCCUAGAUCUGUUUUGUUUCAUGGGCAAACGCUUUACGAUAAGCAAAAAUGCGAAGAAAUGUUUUGCGACUAGGCCGAACGGCACAGACUUACGUUUUUAAGCCUCUGUCGUGUCACUAUAUUUUGCCCACGAAGCUGCUAUUUUUAUUCCAACUACAAAAAGUUAUUUCUUAUAAAUGUUGUGAGGAUAGAGUUAAGAUCUAAUUUAUAUUAUGCCUUUUUUGCAAUGCAAUAUUGUUAAUAGUUUGAGCAUCUGCAGACGUAAUAAGUUAUUCAAUUUGCCUGUCAACUGUGUCGUUGUAAAGCUUGAACUGUAUUUCUUUCGUUCCUCAUUUCAUGCCUUGUUACAGCUCGAGAGUACAAAGUCAGGUUACUCAUUUAAUAGAUACUAUCUCUAUGUGAAGUGCCUCCUCUGGGCUGACAUGUAUGUGACCAUCGGGAUGGGCAAUGGACCGGCGCUAGUGCACGUUAGGUAGACGUAGUGCACUGCUCACGAACGAGGAACCAAGCUACUUUAAAACUACUGAUAAAAAAAAACGAACACCGUUUGCUGCUCCAGGUGCGAGAAGUGUUGCUGCUGAAUCACUAGUUUAGGUGGCGAGAGCUACGCUGCUUAACUCCUUAGUGUCCUUGAAACAUUCGAAGGAAUGCUCUCGAAAGUUCUUUUGUCUUUUGGAGCACAUGCACUCCUACCCCCAUCACCCCCCGACCCUCCCCUUUAUGGAGUGUGUGUUAGGAGGAGUUGAGUGCGUUUCAUCUUGUUCCACCAAAGAACAAAAUGUCACUUGAAUGGUAGCAGUGUGCACCUGUUUUGUGUAACCGAAAACUGUCAUUCCAGAUACACAUUUUUUCAGGAACGUGUUGCACAAACAUUCCCCUCUAACCAAAAUAAAGUUUGACUUGCAUUUGCAAAGUGUGUUCGUGUCAUCUGUU
Paramisgurnus dabryanus is the source of this 5305-nucleotide messenger RNA. RefSeq names its product family with sequence similarity 222 member Bb (gene fam222bb). The record is from RefSeq and is a predicted model, not a curated record. Lineage: Eukaryota; Metazoa; Chordata; Actinopteri; Cypriniformes; Cobitidae.